Messenger RNA from Didymella exigua CBS 183.55, 804 nucleotides. Its product is annotated as NAD(P)-binding protein. Gene Ontology annotation, molecular function: oxidoreductase activity, acting on NAD(P)H, oxygen as acceptor. The transcript is spliced from 3 exons. Lineage: Eukaryota; Fungi; Ascomycota; Dothideomycetes; Pleosporales; Didymellaceae. The coding region runs from base 1 to 804 and encodes 267 amino acids. Gene Ontology annotation, cellular component: intracellular anatomical structure. The record is from RefSeq and is a predicted model, not a curated record.
AUGCCUCUUUUCCAGCCGCACGACGUCAAUGCACCGGUCCUCUCCCAGUUCUCCCUCAAGGGCAAGAUUGCAGCUGUCACUGGCGGCGCUAGAGGUAUCGGGUUAGAGGUCGUACGUGGUCUUGCAGAAGCGGGCGCCCAUGUCGCUCUCAUCUACACCUCCAGCAAAGACGCACACGACAUUGCCGCCAAGAUAGCACUGGAUAAUGGCGUCCGCGUCCAAGCGUUCCAGUCGGAUGUCGCAGACAGAACGACCAUCAGCGAGACUAUCAACACGAUUGCCGCGGAGUUUGGACACGGCCAGUUGGACAUCGUGGUGGCUAAUGCUGGGGUCUGCGCAAAUGUUCCCAGUCUCGACUACACGGAAGAAUCGUGGCAGAGGAACAACAGCGUCAACCUCGACGGCGUCAUGUGGACUGCGCAGGCCGCCGGGAGAAUCUUCAAAAAGCAGGGCAAGGGCAAUCUAAUCAUCACCGCGUCCGUGAGCGCCAUACUGGUCAACAUCCCCCAGACGCAGGCUGCGUACAAUGCCUCCAAGGCCGCUGUUGUGCACCUCGCAAAGUGUCUUGCCGUGGAGUGGUCCGAGUUUGCACGCGUCAACUGCAUCUCACCCGGCUUCAUCGACACGGAGAUGCUUUCUUCGCAGCCUUCGGAGCUGAUGGCGAAAUGGCUGGAUAUGAUUCCGGGUGGUCGUUUGUGUCACCCUGCUGAGCUCAAAGGCGCGUUCGUUUUUCUCGCUAGCGACGCUUGCUGCUACAUGACUGGGGCUAACAUAGUUAUCGAUGGUGGUUACACCUUGCCUUAG